ACAACAACAAAUUAACAAAGUCAGAGCCACCUCACCUCACCAUCAUUUUCUCUCUCUUCAUUUCCUUUCAUUUCAUUUGCCAACUCUUUUUGAACUUCCCAACUCUCUUUCUUUCCCCUUUUUUGUUUUCUCGACAUUUUUCUUGACCGCCGUUUUUUCCCCCUGAAAACCACCGUAUACGACGGCGCUGGCAAUUUCACAAACCCUAAUUCCCAAUUUAUUUCUCCAAUCGUACAUUCUCUCUCCUCUUUGUGAGCUGCAAUUACAGCUUCAUCUUGGAAAGGAGCUCAAAUUUUUACUCUUUUUUUGCUUAGUUUUCCUUAAUUAAUUUAAGCAUCGUUGAAGGUCAAAAUCGGUGGUUGAAGAUCUAUUUUUUUCUGAAGCAGGUGUAAUGGAGGUCUCGUUGUGGAGGGCUCUUCUUCACAAUAUAUCAUCUUUUCUAUGUUUAUCAUCACGUGAGGGUUUUGACUCUGAACCAGUUCGAAAAAGUUGCCAAAAGAUGGAAGAAAUAUUGAAGCUGUUAAAGCCAAUACUUGAUGCAAUUAUGGACACUGAAGUAGCUUCUGAUGAGGUCUUCAGCAAGGCGCUGGACGAACUUGGGGAGUCUAUUGACGAGUCUCGAGAUCUCUUUGAGAGCUGGCAUCUAUUGGCAAGCAGAGUUGAUCUCGUACUCCAAGCUGAAUUGUUGACAGCUAGGAUGCGGAACUGUGUUUUGGAAUUAUUUUGGGUGCUGAAAGAUUCAUGUCAGUCUCUCCCUGCGGAGUUGAGCUCAUCUUCUCUUGAGCACUGCAUUCAAAAGGUCAAAAACAUAGGAUAUGAUACUACAUCUGCAAUUAUCAGUGAUGCUCUGAAGGAUCAAGCAGACGGCCAUGGGCCGAGCCCGGAGCGGCUCAUAAAAAUUGCUGAUUGUCUGGGCUUAAGAUCCAAUCAGGAAAUUCUCAUUGAGGCCGUGGCUCUUGAAAAAUUGAAGGAGAAUGCUGAACAGGCUGAAAAGAAUGCAGAGGUGGAUUAUUUUGAACAGUUGAUUUCUCUUGUCACACGCAUGCAUGACCGCCUUGUUACGUUGAAACAGUCCCAGAGCUGUACACCUGUUCCUUUACCUGCUGAUUUUUGCUGUCCUCUUUCCCUUGAACUUAUGACAGACCCUGUCAUUGUAUCCUCAGGCCAAACAUAUGAACGUGCUUUCAUCAGGAAAUGGCUUGAUCUUGGUCUUACUGUAUGUCCAAAGACAAGGCAGUCAUUACUUCACACCAACCUGAUACCUAAUUAUACUGUAAAAGCUCUCAUUGCGAACUGGUGUGAGAUUUACAAAGUGAAGCUUCCAGACCCUAUGAAGUCUAUCAAUGAAGAUCAACAGUUGGCCCUACUUUCCCAGAGUGAUUCUGGUUCUUUAAGAGAUCCUCACAUAAGGUCCCUUUCUAGAGGUAACCAGCCUGCGUCACCUGAGCCAAUACGCUCUGCAGCUUUUGAUGGCAAGAACUCCGGUUAUUCAAGUGACCUUCACCGAGAAGGGGCCUCCCCCUCCCCGUUACAUCCUCGUUCUUCCUCAGAUAGCUCUAUGUUUCGCACGGUGGAGAAAGAGCAUGGAUUGGAUAUUGGAAGAGCAUCUCUUGAAGACAGAUUGAGCAAUUCAGAGAGAAAAAGUGUGGAUUCAAAUGGCCAGCACCUUGUGUCGCCUGCGCGUAGGGAAUAUGCUAAUGCUGUCAGCUCUCAUGAACAACCAUCUGAAAGGGAUGAUGGGAUGUCCUCAGAUGGCAACAGGGUUUCGGAGAUGAAUUUAGCUCAACGAUUAUCUGGAGAUGCUAAUCAGAUUUCUCAGAGUUCAGGUGUUGAUAGCCGUGAUGCUUCUGGCGAACUGUCUGAGGAACAACAUGUCGCUGCCCCUGAGAGCACUUCCCAUAGGGAACCUGAUCUUCCAUCUAGACAAAUGGGUUCAAGAUCCCGUAGUCAAAAUAUCUGGCGCCGACCAUCAGAUAGGCUUAUGCCCCGGAUGAUAUCUUCACCGACUACAGAAACAAGACCUGAUCUCUCAGAGACUGAAGCCGAAGUCAAGAAGUUGGUCGAGGACUUGAAAAGUGAUUCAAUAGAGACUCAAAGAGAAGCAACAUGUCAACUGCGACUACUUGCAAAACACAACAUGGAUAAUCGAAUCGUGAUUGCGAAUUGUGGGGCCAUAAAAUUGUUGGUCGAUCUGCUUCAAUCGACAGACCUAAAGACGCAGGAAAAUGCUGUGACUGCUCUUCUUAACUUAUCAAUAAAUGACAACAAUAAAAUGGCUAUCGGGAAUGCGGAUGCAAUAGAACCCUUAAUCUAUGUCCUUCAAACAGGCACUCCAGAGGCUCGGGAGAACUCGGCUGCCACACUUUUUAGCUUGUCAGUAAUAGAGGAAAAUAAGUCCAAAAUAGGCAGGUCUGGGGCUAUUGGUCCAUUGGUUGAUUUGUUAGGAAAUGGGACUCCUCGAGGAAAGAAAGAUGCUGCCACUGCUUUGUUUAAUUUAUCUAUAUAUCAUGACAACAAGGCUAGAAUUGUGCAAGCCGGUGCUGUGAGGCAUCUAGUUGAGUUAAUGGACCCAGCUGCAGGUAUGGUAGAUAAGGCUGUGGCUGUUUUGGCAAAUCUUGCUACUAUUCCUGAGGGGAGGACUGCCAUUGGUUCGGCAAGAGGAAUUCCUGUUCUCGUUGAGGUUGUUGAGUUGGGUUCUGCAAGAGGGAAAGAAAAUGCAGCUGCUGCGCUUCUACAGCUCUGCACUUUCAGCUCCAGAUUUUGCAAUAUGGUGCUUCAGGAAGGAGCUGUACCGCCAUUGGUGUCUCUGUCACAAUCCGGGACUCCCAGGGCCAGAGAGAAGGCUCAAAGUCUUUUAAGCUACUUUCGAAGCCAACGUCAUACAAAUUCUAGGGGGGGCUAAGCCGGCAACCAAAACUUUUGAAGGUGUAUAAUUGUUUGUAAGUUCUAUUACAAAUGUAAAUUGACAUGCAAAUAAUGCUUAUGAAAGUUUAGCACGACGUAUUGGCAUUUUUUGCUGUUGAGUGUAAGUGAGAUGAUCAUUAAUGCUAUGUAAAUUUUUUCUUUCCUAUUCUGUAUUCCAUGAUUGAGCAGUAUAAUGACAGAGGAAUGGCUAAUUUGCCAGCCCUUUAUUACGAUUUUUCAUACUUUCUUUUACGUAUCUCAAAAUUUA
This is a messenger RNA of Beta vulgaris subsp. vulgaris (sugar beet), 3172 nucleotides long. RefSeq names its product U-box domain-containing protein 4. The transcript has 6 exons. The record is from RefSeq and is a predicted model, not a curated record. Gene Ontology annotation, cellular component: nucleus; cytoplasm. NCBI's taxonomy places the organism in Eukaryota, Viridiplantae, Streptophyta, Magnoliopsida, Caryophyllales, Amaranthaceae. Bases 392 to 2902 code for a protein of 836 amino acids. Gene Ontology annotation, biological process: protein ubiquitination. Gene Ontology annotation, molecular function: protein binding; ubiquitin-protein transferase activity.